This is a messenger RNA of Prorocentrum cordatum, 580 nucleotides long. NCBI's taxonomy places the organism in Eukaryota, Dinophyceae, Prorocentrales, Prorocentraceae. The record is from the annotation of a GenBank genome assembly.
AGGAGCGCAGGGCCGCGAUCGAGAGGCAGCGGCUGCAGUGGCUGGUCCGCGACUUCUCCCACGAGGUGGUGGGCCCCGGGCUGGAGGUCGAGGCGCGCUCGCAGUCGCUCCGCGACGGCGCCGGUGGCGCCGAGGGGUGCCUGGAGGCGAGGCUGCGCAUGGACCGGCGGCUGGGCCAGGUGGAGCUGUGGCCCGUCGGACGGCACGAGGGUCUUCGAGAAUCUCGGGCUGCGCUCACCAUCCACCUCGCAGACAUCGAGCGGCUCAUCAAGGGGGGCGAGCAGCCGGGCGCCGAGCUGGCGACGGCGGGCAGGCGGCACACGAGGCGCCAAAGUGCGGGCGCCACGCAGGCGACCGAUCGCCUGCUGAGCCGCCUCGAGUACAACGCAAGCCUGACAUUCAUCGGAAAAUCCGCGGAGCUUGUCAGGCUGAUCUUCGAUACCCCUGCUGCCCGUGACCGUGCCUACACCUGCUUCAGGAUACUCCAGAUAUCUGCUCAGGCGGCGGAGCCCUUCGCCGCCGCGUGAGCAGCCGCGGCACUGGCAUCUCGCUCGCCCGCGAGGAAAAACAUCUCCGACUG